CAGAUCGACAGUUUGAACCUUUGAAGUUCCCCGCCAAAAUUCCAAAGGGUUCUUCGCAAAUCUCAACUUUCAAAUGGAAAAAAUCUUCCGGAUUAUCAAUAUCAAUAUUUCAACUCAUAAAUUACUCAAUUUCUCUCUCAGAACUCCUAAACUUCUCACUCCGCUUGUACUCUUUCAUGGUUCUAACAAAAACCUGAUCUCAGAUUCGGAGCUGGAACUCGAUUCCGACAAUCUCGGUUAUCGGCCACCCGGGUCUCGAAGACGCUGGAUUUCUGAAGAACAGGUUGAUCUUAGAGAGGUUUCAAAAGCAAGGGAGUUUAAAGUUCAGUUAGACCCAUGGCCGGAAUGGGUGGACUUCAUGGAAUGUUUGUCAAAGAAAGGGUACUUUGAAGGAGACAGAAUCCCGCUUCUAAAUGCCGAAUUGGGUGCAAAAGAUUUCAAUCAUAUUCGGACUGCGUCUCUUGAUUUCGCAAGGGAUCGGUCUAACCUGAUACGGUCCUUGUCCAGGAAAGACUUAGAGGUGAUUGCAGGAUGUGGAUGCCCAAGCACAGAUAGGAAAGUUGUGAACUCAGGGAAGCGUCUGAGAGCACAUUUGGGCAUUGAUGAGGGAAAUGUCUGCAGUUCUUGUGACCUGCAAAGAGAAUGUGAGAGGGCAUAUGCAAAGGCAUGUGGAGAUGAAGGAGGUCGGACCUUGGAUGUCAUGUGCGUUUUAUUAUUUUAUGGGCUCGAUCACAUCUCUGCUAUAGUGGAGAACAGACCAUGUUUGAACAAAACAGCCAAUGACUCUGUUAGAAAGCUGUUGAAAGAUAUUGUUGAACAUAGUACAGGAGAACGUGAAUCUGAUCUUCUAAAGUCUAAGGAGGCUACUUCAGCAGAAAGUCAUGACACAAGUGCUUCGGCGACACGAGGCGACUGGCAUUGUCCAAAAUGCAACUUUUUCAACUUUUCUAGAAACGUCAAGUGCUUACGCUGUGGUCAUAUAUUCCUUGAGAGACUUCGGAAACUUAAUGAGGAUCAAGUCAAUCUUCCGUUGAAGAAGGGCGACUGGAUUUGCGACACGUGUAAUUUCUUGAACUUUGCUAAAAAUUCUACAUGUUUGCAAUGCAAAGAGAAGCCUUUGAAUCGACGGCUGAAUCAAGGGGAAUGGGAAUGCGAAUCGUGCAACUAUAUCAAUUUUCGAAAGAACACGCAAUGCUUGAAGUGUGAUCACCAACGGCGGAAAGCACUAAAUACGCGAAGCGUUUCUGCUGGACCUGCAUUUGAGAAUGGAAACUACAGUUUCAGUAAGCCUAAACUCUCUUUUGGUGAAGUUGGAAAUAAUGCAAGUAGAAAAAAUGAUGGUUGGAUGUGGAGAUUUGGUGAAAAUGAGAGUGAAGAUGAUUCCGGAAUUCUAGAUUUCCCUAUUGCUCGCUCUUCUGGUAGUACAGAAAGACAAGAAAGAAGGAAAGUGGAGAUGUUAGAGAAGAGAAAAUUAAUGGAAAAUGCAGUAGCGAAAGAAGAAGAUCUAAUAUUGAGAUCUAACAAUAUUGAAAGAAGAUUCGAGUUUGUUGAAUCUUCUGAUGAUGAAAACAUAAUCGAAUGGUUUGGACACAAGCCAGAAUCAAGCAAAACUCACUACCCCGAGCUUCAAGCAAUGGGUGAUGAAGCCGCGAAGGUUGUUGUUCCUCGAAAUUUCAGAUUACUGGAAGAACUUGAAAGAGGUGAAAAAGGAAUUGGAGAUGGAACUGUGAGUUAUGGAAUGGAUGAUGCUGAUGAUAUCUAUAUGGCGUCUUGGACGGGAACUAUCAUUGGGCCUCCUAACACUGUUCAUGAAGGACGCAUCUAUCAACUCAAGUUAUUCUGUGGACAGGAUUAUCCUGAUAAUCCUCCAAAUGUUAGAUUUCAAACUCGGAUUAAUAUGACCUGUGUCAAUUCAGAAACUGGGGUGGUGGAACCAAGCCUUUUCCCCAUGCUUGCUAAUUGGCAAAGGGAGCAUACAAUGGAGGAUAUAUUAAUGCAAUUGAAGAAAGAAAUGACUUCUCCCCAGAACAGGAGACUAAGUCAGCCUUCUGAAGGUAAUGAAGAUGGAAGAAUAGACCAAAAGGGGUUAGUGUUGAAAUGUUGCAUUCUUUAAGGUAAAAAGGCCAAAUAUGAUAAUGUAAAUAAACACAGACAUUUGAUGUUACUAUUUAAGCAACAUGCUGAUGUCUACACGCAUAUGAAUGAAGUUGAGUUGUUUUCCAUUAAAGUGACAUGUUUGUUUGUCAGAAUGUCAAUUUUCUUCUAUGCUAUUUGCCUAUAGCCCUUCCCUUUUCCAACAGCUCAUCUUUGAUGAGAUGUGUUCCAUUCAGCUGUUCUAAAUAAAAAGAUCAGCAAAAGAGAUAAAAGUGAAACAAGACAAAUACAAGUUAUGUUAAAUAGAAGUCAAUCAAAAUCUUUGUAGAUUCUGUUCCCCACUAACCCUUCCUCUAUUUGACUGACAGUUGUGAACAAAAUUGAGAACUUUCUCCCUUUAUUUA
Messenger RNA from Cucumis sativus (cucumber), 2498 nucleotides. Its product is annotated as zinc finger protein VAR3, chloroplastic. The transcript is spliced from 11 exons. Lineage: Eukaryota; Viridiplantae; Streptophyta; Magnoliopsida; Cucurbitales; Cucurbitaceae. The coding region runs from base 74 to 2113 and encodes 679 amino acids. Gene Ontology annotation, cellular component: cytoplasm. The record is from RefSeq and is a predicted model, not a curated record. Gene Ontology annotation, molecular function: mRNA binding.